Molecule: messenger RNA, 1062 nt
Organism: Aspergillus pseudonomiae
Lineage: Eukaryota; Fungi; Ascomycota; Eurotiomycetes; Eurotiales; Aspergillaceae
Exons: 2
Coding region: 480-728 (82 amino acids)
Source: RefSeq, a predicted model, not a curated record
AAAGAGCCCCAGACCAUAGGAACUUUAUAGGGCCUAUGAUUCGCGGCAGCAUAGAGAAUCUCAUCGGGAGAACUGUUGAAGCCAUUGUCUGCUCCAUCUUGCCAUAAUUUGGUCCGGUAUAGAUCGUGGGACGCAAUCCCAGUGAAUGUGAGGAUGACAAUAGUAAUGGGAAGCUCAAUAGCCAUCAGAAUAUAAAAGAGGUUUUGUUUGCGCCAUUUUCGUGGUAAGUAAACCAUGAUGCCGAUUGUAUAUUUGUUUUCGCGAAGAUACAAGUUCCCGUGGUUUGGCGGAUCAGUAGCGUAUACAACGUAGGUAGAGAAUUUGCGCCGUGAGCUUGUGUCCGUGAACAGUUACGCUGUGGCCAGACCGGCUGGCUGGGCAUUCAACUCAGUCGCAUCAAACGGCCAAAGACAUAAAGCACAAAGAGACAGGAGGAAGACAGCUGUCAGAGAAAGGCCAGGUCGCCAGGGCCAACCUCUAUGGCCCAUGGCGAGGGUCAAAAGAGGGGCACUAGCACCUCGAGUCGGCGACAAAAUUCCAAAGAAACUCUCGAGCAACGCAAGUUGACUGUUGCUCAAGAUGCAUCUGGCCAAUGCUUGCCGCCAGGGAAGCGCCAACACCAGCCGGGGCUCGGGUGCACAUCACCAAUAAGAUGGCCAAGGUGGAAGAUUGGCUGCCGGCCGUCACACACUAGGCCGUGUGAUGGAGUUAUUGAUCUGCAUGGUUGAGCAACAGACUGGCACCACUGGCUAGUUUGUAAAUUUGUCUAUAGUGCCGCAGGAAUUCAUAGUUUCCUUCGACUGUCCUGUUAGAGAGCAAAGCGCUGGAGUGGGGAGUCUAAACAUUAGCCAGUGUGCUUCUGUGAUUCCACAUGCAUAACAAAAUCAGGUGCGAGGGAAAAUACUAAGUACCCAAAGAAAGUGUGCUUAUUUCCUGCUUCAUUUGAGAAUAUCUUGUUGUAACAACAUCUUCUGGCACAGAAGUGAGUGAAAAGGAUGAAAAGUGGAUGUAAUCGUAGUAGUUGGUUAAAAGUGUCUGUAUGUAUUGUAUUAGUAACCGACG